UCAAGAACUCCCCAAGACUCUAGUUUAAGCGCUCUCUCUCUCUCUCUCUCUCUCGACAGAAGAUACUGAAGCUGGAAGGGGGGCUUUGAUUGCAACCUCGAACCUUCCCCUUGUCUUUUGUCCCUUUUGAGUUUUGAGACUCAAGCCCAAGAGGGUUCUUUGCACUCUGAGAUCUGUUAUUGGGUCUUCAAGUUUUGAGCGUGUGGAAGCUUCUUUCGUUAGAUUUCUCUUUUUGGAGAGAGAUUUCUGCGUUUUUGAAAGCCUUUGUUUUUGUUGUUGAGGCAUUGAGGUUCCUAAGGUUGGCAUUUUUUGUGCUAAUAGUUGGUUCAAAGGGAUCACUUCCGUUGCUGGGAUCUUGAAGGCAGAGGUUUCCGUUGUGAAAUAUUUCAUCCUCUUGGAGAGGAAACAGAAGAAAGUUUGGAUUUUGGAAGAGAGGAAACAGAAGAAAGUUUGGAUUUUGGAAGAGAGGAAACAGAAGAAAGUUUGGAUUUUGGAAUGUGGGUUCUUGUUGGAAGACGGUGCUAUCCUUGAGAGCUGUUUUUAUUAGCGGAUUUUGAAGGAGUUUUUCUUUUGCUUUUUUUGGGGGGGAAUAUCUUAUUUCUUUGAGGAGACACAGAGGAUAGUUGCUAUUUUGGAAUGUGGGUUCUUCUUUGUUGUUGAAGAUUAGGGGACAGCAAGUAGUUUUCUUCUUCUUCUGAAGUUGCUAACGUAAAGUUUUUUUAAUUAAAACAUCAUCUUUUUGAGAGAAAUAAUAGAAGAAAUUUGCUGAAGAGUACUACUAGUCUUUGAAGAAAGGGAUGAUUUUGAACACCCUUUUGUGUUUUUUUGGUGAAGGAGGGGAAAAUAAGAAGAGGGGUUUGGGUUUAUUAAUUUUUGAAGUGUAAUGGUAGAAAAAGUUUGAGAACAAAGUAGAAAAAUAUCUGAAAAUGGCUGAGAAACCAGAAGAAAUUAGGUCAUUGGCACUGACACCCACUUGGUCAGUGGCCACUGUGUUGACAAUCUUUGUCGCGGUCUCUCUAGUCGUCGAACGAUCCAUUCAUCGAUUAAGUGCUUGGUUGAAGAAGACUCGCAGAAAUCCAUUAUUCGAAGCCCUGGAGAAGAUGAAAGAAGAAUUGAUGCUGUUGGGCUUCAUAUCUUUGCUCCUAACAGCCAGUUCAAGAACUAUCGCAAAUAUUUGUAUAGAUUCAAAGUUCUAUAACAAUACAUUUUCUCCUUGUUCCAAAUCUGAGAUUGAAGACACAACGGAAGUUGAGAAUGGCUCAUCUCAAGGCAGUAGAGCUAUUUACCACUCGUUUAAAAGGAUAUUGAGUGAAUUAAAUCACCAGACUUGUGCAGAGGGUUAUGAGCCAUUUGUUUCAUAUGAGGGUCUUGAGCAACUCCACAGAUUUAUCUUUGUGAUGGCCAUAACCCAUGUAUCUUACAGCUGUUUGACAAUGCUCUUGGCUAUUGUGAAGAUACAUACGUGGAGGAGAUGGGAAGAAGAGGCUCAUAGGGAUCGUCAUGAUUCAUAUGCGGAGAUCACCAGAGCAUUGACAAUGAGAAGGCAGUCGACAUUUGUGAAGUUCAAUGUCUCAAAUCGUUGGUCCAGAAGUGGCUUUUUUGUUUGGCUGACUUGUUUUUUCCGCCAAUUUGGACGGUCAGUUGUUCGAGCUGACUACCUUACUCUUCGUAGGGGUUUUAUCAUGAAUCACCAUCUUUCAUCCACCUAUGAUUUCCAUAGCUAUAUGAUACGCUCCAUGGAAGAAGAAUUUAAGAUGAUUGUUGGCGUAAGUUGGAAGCUGUGGGGUUUUGUCGUUGCUUUCAUGUUGUUCAACAUAAACGGUUCAAAUCUCUAUUUCUGGAUAGCCACCAUUCCUAUUGCUCUAGUUCUUCUCGUGGGCACAAAGCUUCAACAUGUCAUUGCAACUCUGGCACUGGAGAGUGUCGGCAUAAGUGGCCUUUUUAGCGGCGCAAAACUAAAGCCCCGUGAUGAUCUUUUUUGGUUUAAGAAACCGGAACUUUUGUUGUAUUUGAUCCAUUUCAUUCUUUUCCAGAAUGCAUUUGAGUUGGCUUCAUUUUUCUGGUUCUGGUGGCAAUUUGGGUAUUAUUCAUGCUUCAUGAGGAACCAUCAUCUAGUGUAUAUUCGCCUUAUUUUGGGGUUUGCCGGGCAGUUCCUAUGCAGCUACAGUACGUUACCUCUUUAUGCGCUUGUCACACAGAUGGGAUCAAACUACAAAGCUGCACUUAUCCCACAUAGGAUCAGAGAAACAAUGCAUGGAUGGGGCAAAGCAGCAAGAAGAAGAAGAAAACACCGCCGUUCAGUUGACGAUUCAACGACAAUACGUACAGAAACAAGCACGGUUUGCUCUCUAGAAGAAGGCGAUCAAGAAUUAUUCGAUAAUCCUAAUGAAAAUCCUUACGUACUCAUUGAGUUACAGACUACAGCUAACACUACUGCAACUACUACUGCUGCUACGACCCCGUUAAUUAGUGAGCACACUGCAGCCAGCGUGCGCAUACCUCUUCUUCAAUCAUCGGUUUCUGUUCCCUCGUCUCCGUCUCUUUCAGCUCGAGGAAAUGGGAUUUCGAGAUCAUAUUCAAUGCCUGCUUGGGGAGGUUGAAAUUUUUUCUGCAUUGGUUGGAUCUAACCAAUUGGUUGAAUACACAGUUUUUUUUUUCUUUUUUUGUGUAUAUGAAGGCAUAUGCUACUAAAAUGGGAGCAAAAUUGUUAAUAUUUGUGCUAUUGUGUGUGAACAAUGAACAUACUCUUGAGGAUUAAAUAAAAUGAUUGACAGGCUAUAGUCUCUGGUUAUCA
This is a messenger RNA of Asparagus officinalis (garden asparagus), 2794 nucleotides long. RefSeq names its product MLO-like protein 11. The record is from RefSeq and is a predicted model, not a curated record. Gene Ontology annotation, cellular component: membrane. Gene Ontology annotation, biological process: defense response. The transcript is spliced from 15 exons. Bases 927 to 2600 code for a protein of 557 amino acids. NCBI's taxonomy places the organism in Eukaryota, Viridiplantae, Streptophyta, Magnoliopsida, Asparagales, Asparagaceae.